Drosophila serrata is the source of this 2006-nucleotide messenger RNA. It is a transcript of the gene CAH13, whose product is annotated as Carbonic anhydrase 13. Gene Ontology annotation, cellular component: cytoplasm. The record is from RefSeq and is a predicted model, not a curated record. Gene Ontology annotation, molecular function: zinc ion binding; carbonate dehydratase activity. Lineage: Eukaryota; Metazoa; Arthropoda; Insecta; Diptera; Drosophilidae.
UUCGGAGAGAUCCAGGGAUCUCUCAGUCCAUAAACACUUCCGAAUACCCAACAGUGCUAGACCUACGCUCAAAUUUAUUCUAAUAAGUAACUCCGGAAAUCAAAAGAAAGCGUAAAAUAUAUAGUUUUUGAGUUUUGUUUUUGGUACUUUUUGUACGUUUUAGAUACUUUUUUACACAGCUAUCGUUUCUCUAGAGGUUUACUGGAUCUCUAGUUGAGCAAUAAUGUUCGACACCACGCUGGGAACCGUUCUGGGCCUAUUGGCUCAGUUUCUAUAUCUGAUAAUCGGUCAGGUGCUAUCACAGGUGGUCCAGCACCCGCUGGUCACCACGGCACUGUGCCUGCUGGUGGCCCUUGCCUACCAGACCGACCAGGAUUCGCUGAAAGAGGCCUACCAGCGGGCGUGUUUCUGGAUGAGGAAUCCUCUUCGAUCCGGCAGUAAUUAUUGUUGCAGCUCAAAAUAUCCUGCCGUAAACUAUGGUUAUGACAUGGUUCAUGGCCCCCACACCUGGCUGGGACAGCCAGAGGCAUCCAGUGGAUGUGGAGUAGAGGAAAAUCACUAUCAAAGUCCAAUUAACAUUGAUGAGAGCCAGGUCCAAAGACUUGCCAUUAGAGAGCUGCUUAACUGGAAUCACUACGAUGAUCUACCGGCAAGCAUACAGCUGGAGAAUACUGGCCAAACUCUGGUGCUCCGCGCCCAGUUCCGUGGGAAUGCGCCCACCAUCAGCGGAGCAGAUCUGCUGGCCAGCUACACGUUCGUGGAGCUGCGCUUCCACUGGGGCUGGUGCAACAGCGAGGGCUCUGAGCACACGAUCAACCACCGCAAGUUCCCACUGGAGAUGCAGGUGAUGCACCGUGCCGGGUCGGGCGUCCCGCGCCCCUGCACCAGCAGCUAUGACCUCCUCAUGCUCGGCUACGUCUUCGAACUGUCUGCCCACAAUCCAUUCCUAGACCCGCUUGUGCAGAACCUGCGUCUUGUCCAGAAGCCGGGGAAGCGCGUUCAGAUCCAGCCCUUUCCGCUCUCCUACUUGAUCUAUGCUUUUCGCACCGGCUUUUACUCCUACGGAGGAUCGCUGACCCAUCCGCCCUGCUACCAGGGCACCGAAUGGUUCAUCUUCCCCGAGUCGCUGGCCAUCAGCGACUUUCAGCUACGCCACUUUCGCCUACUCCUGGGUCCGGAUGGGAUAACACCGAUAACUCGCAACUGCCGCCCAGUCCAGCAGGUGGGCAAUCGGGUGGUGAGCCUGAAUUGCUUCUGUCCCUACAACGCCACCCAGCUAGCCCGUAUGCAUGUGGAUCUCUGCCAGCAGCAGGCCCAGGGGGAGCCGGAUGAAGAGCGCUUGGAGCGGGAGCAGCUGCAAGAGAUGGAGCGACUUCAGGCGAUCGAGCGCCAGAGGAAGCUGGAGCUUGAGGUGGAGCAUGAACACGAGGCGGCAGCAGCCGCCGCAAUCGCCUCCGAAGAAGACGGACAGCUCCUGGAGACCAUCGAAACAACCACCAUAAUCACCAGCAGAAGCAACACAAGCAUCUGCAUGACCACACUGAUGCGCUCGGACUCGGCCCAGGACCAGGAGCCGCACCCAUCUAACAUCACAUCGCAACCCUCUAGCCAGAGUUCCAUUCGCCCCGCCGACAUUGUCAUCUUCAGCGGCUCCAAUGCCGGAAAGUGCGGGCUCCAGCUGAACCCUCCCGAGGAGUCCAUGAUCCUGGACAACAGGGGAUUCAGCGUUGGCCAAAACGGCUGCAAGGGCGAAGCCAUCGGCGGCGUUGGCGAUGGCGUCAACAUCGGAGUCCGCCUAGAGAUGGUUGAAUAGGCUGAUUACGAUAAAGCCCCCAUACACUCCAGUCGUUAUCCUAACUGCAUGUUAAACUGGAAACCUAGAUCAGUGGUCAAAGCCUAACUGGGGGCCAGCUGCCGCUCGCUGUAUGUGAGCCGGGAACUAAUUGUAUCGCGUGCGCAUGGAUUAAACAAGUUUGCGUUUAUAUUUUCUGAAGCAUAACCAACAA